This is a messenger RNA of Fonsecaea multimorphosa CBS 102226, 1950 nucleotides long. RefSeq lists its product as uncharacterized. Lineage: Eukaryota; Fungi; Ascomycota; Eurotiomycetes; Chaetothyriales; Herpotrichiellaceae. The record is from RefSeq and is a predicted model, not a curated record. The coding region runs from base 1 to 1950 and encodes 649 amino acids. The transcript has 6 exons. Gene Ontology annotation, cellular component: membrane. Gene Ontology annotation, biological process: arachidonate metabolic process.
AUGGGGAAGAACAGGAUGAUCUUAUCACUCUGGUCGGAAGCUGCCCGCUGCAUGGAGGAAAGAUAUAUGAAUUGGGAAAUAGCCAAGAAACCUGAAUUCGCAGGCCUGCGGAUUUUGUGCCUGGACGGGGGAGGAAUCCGUGGCAUCGUGGAGCUUGAGAUCUUAGCUGCCAUUGAGAACUGUAUCAACAACAACCAUCCGACCCACGGGAUUCAAAUUCAACAACUGUUCGAUCUUAUUGUGGGAACAAGCACUGGUGGCAUCGUCGCUCUCGGUCUGGUUGCAGCGCAGUGGUCUGUAUCUGAAUGCACGCACAAGUUCCUGUCUCUUUGCAAAGAAGCAUUCUCGGAACGGGAGUUUGCAGAUACAAUCUUCGAAAGUCUGGCGACCUUGAACCACGGGAGCAAAUAUAGGACGACACCAUUGCAUAGAGUAUUGAAGGAGUCUUUCGGCGACGACCUUUUGUUUGGGGGCCGAAGUGACGCUGCGAGAUACACCACAAAGGUAGCUGUGGUGUCUACGUCAGGGACGGGGAACCGAGCCUUGAUCAUGGCCAACUACAACCGCCAGCAAACUUCUGAUCCCGGAUACACUUUGGAAACCGCCAGGGCGCCCAGCGAAGCAUUUCAUGUCUGGGAAGCUGCCGCGGCAACCUCAGCUGCUCCAUCAUAUUUCAAACCUUUUGUGCGGCGUGGAAGAACUUACCUCGAUGGAGCCAUCAAUCACAACAAUCCUGUGAUUGUCGCGAAAAGAGAACGAAGGCUGCUGUGGCCAGACGUCGAAUCACGCCACCCGGAUGUUUUUCUCUCACUCGGGACGGGUCAACAUGAAGCAGAGAUGAAGCGAAAAUUGGAGAAACUCUCUGGUCAUUCCAGAGAGGACCAACUGAGAAGGAAGCAGCAGCAAAACGAAGGAUCGCGAGAUUCUCGAAAGCGCUAUCGAGCCAUCAAAGGCAUCAAAAACUACCUCAGCGUCUUGUUUGACAAGAUUGACAAUAUCCUCGACACUGAAUGGUCCUGGCACGAGUUCUACCGCGACACGGUGGGCGAACAUUGGGCAACCGAUUUCGCGUCCCACUAUUUCCGCAUCAACCCUGACCUCAAACAAAAGCCACCGGCGUUAGAUGCAAAAUUUGAAGUGGAUAACCUUCAAGCGAAGGUACAUAAAAUGCUGAGACAGCCUCCGUUGUCCCGCGAGAUUACAGAAAUUGCGAACGCCCUGGUUGCCAGCACCUUCUAUUUCCGAAAGGACGAGUCCCGCGUUUAUGGGGAAAAGCACAAUCAGACCUUUGUUUGCAGCGGUCAAAUCCGCUGCAAGCUCGCUCAUCAGGACCAGAGCAUCAAAACCCUGGCUGAAUUCCUGCAAAAUCACAUUAUUGGAAACUUUGUGCCUAGCUUUGUUGUGAAGAAGCGUUUGGCUUCGUCGGAAGAAUUCACGCUUCUCGAUUUAGACAAAGACUUCCUUGACGACAUGUACACUCGGAAAGUAUUUGACGGAGGAUGGACUGGAGAGAUCGAGCUUCGGGACCGCGAAGAACCAACCUACAUCCUUCUUCGACUGCGACAACUUAGCUCGAGGUCUAACAGAGUCUCCACAUGCGACUAUCCCAUCAGCGGCUUCCCGCGCAAAUUCAACGUGGAGAAUGAGAGAAACGGUGAGACCCCUCUCGACUACAUUUUACUUCUCGAUGCCGGAAGGACUGACAAACGUGCAGCGUCGAGAAUGCAGAAGCGAGUGCAGGAGCUUGCCAGGCGCCGUGAAGCUGGGGGCGAGGCUGCCGCUUCUUCGUCUUUUUCACCUACGAUCCAGCCCACCGCCUCAAGGUCGUCAUCCAACAACAACCGCGUGUCGACUGCAGAGAGUCUUGCGGAUUCGGAUACGGAAUACGAGGAUGGGCUCCUGUCAGAGCAAGUCCUGAAGGAGUAUGAGGUGUGGUCGACACCAGACUGA